Arachis ipaensis is the source of this 1177-nucleotide messenger RNA. RefSeq names its product phospholipid hydroperoxide glutathione peroxidase. NCBI's taxonomy places the organism in Eukaryota, Viridiplantae, Streptophyta, Magnoliopsida, Fabales, Fabaceae. The record is from RefSeq and is a predicted model, not a curated record.
AUUAUUAUCCUUUAAAUUGGCAUAGAAACUCGAAAGGAGAGCGUGCAUCAUCAAAGCAGAUUGGUGUCGUUGCUAAGUCUCUUCGUUUCGCUGCUUCAAAAUUUCUAAGCUUGCGUGCAGAAAACACACCAAUCAAACCAAACGCUGCUGUUACUGCUGCCACGACGUCGUUUUCUGUAUUCCAUCUGACUAAAUGGGAUUCUUCAAAAAGGUAGCUGGAUUGUUAGGGUUUUCGAGGGACGAACCCCAUGACCACGAUCCCAGGCACGAUGCCGACGCCGAACCCGAUGCUCAACCUCGUGCUGCACCGUUUCGCGUCCAGGAAACUGGGCUUCCGAGAAGGGGCUUUAGCGUUCCCGCCCAAGUCGUCGUCGAUCGCCCCCAACCUGGUCCCGUUAUCACGCCUUGUACCUCCGGCAACGGCGGAGUUCAGGGUCUAAAGUGGUAUGCAAAGCGUCUUAGGAUAGAUGAAGAUGGAGAUGUAGCAGACGAAUUCAUUGAGGAGAUUUCUUUAGAGUCAUCAGCAGCUGCAGUAGAUCAUUAUCAAAUGGAGCCAAGGUUUAAGCUGAAGUACAAUACUAAACCGGUCAAAGUGAGAAAACAGAUCAUGUCAGAUGAGAGGAAACUUCAGCAUUGUGUGGAACACCAGGGCAGAUUGUUGUUGGUAUAAAAUAUCCUUACAUGAAACCGGUCUAGAAAUUGAUUAUUUGGACUUUCUGUACGGUGGGGGAAGUUGCACAAGAAAGGGUCUAAAAACUAGUGUUUUAAAUGAGCUUUACUUGAUGGUUCCUUUAUGCUCUUUGGAUAUAUCUUAAGUUAUGAAUAUGCCUGGGAAAUGCUUGUGGGGAUUCAAUGUAAAAUUUAAGAAAGUCCGAGCGAGUCACCCUACAAAUUAAGCUUCUGAAUCUUCUCUCUAGUAAUAAUACACAGCUUUUGUGUCAAGUUUCUGCAUUUUUUGGUACAAACAUUGAAUAAUGUAAUGUAGAAGGGUAUUUGAUUGAGCAGGACCAUGUUGGAGGAGAGUUAUGGAGCUCUUAACUUCCAAGCUCCAAGUAGUAGACCUUUUUGGUUUUUUCCAAUGAAGCUCCUUGCGAGAAAUGGCAGUGUCCUGUAAUUAUUGAAAUGUUGCACGUUUGAUUCUGCUAACCAAAAAGCCGAUCUGUUCUUUGUCUCUUUC